AUGGCACCAAAAAGGAAAGUAUCAGUCAUUAAAGACCAGUUCAAUUCAGCGGAACCUGAUAUAAAUGUGAAAAGGAAAAGACAAUGUAAGAAUGAACCUAGUAAUAAGAUCACUCAACCUAAAGAAAAACAGGCUGAAAAAGCUGUUAAAAGGAAUGCAAAAUCUCAAGUAAAAAAGGAAGUGACAGUAAAUCCUGUGGACUCUAAAGAUGAUAGUUCGCAUAGGAAACUCUCAGGUAAAGUCAAGAAAAAAACAGAAACAACAGUUCCAAAUGGUAAAUUAAAGGCACCAAGGAAAGGGAAGAAUGCCGGAAAAACAAACAACAGUGUAAAAGAAAAGAACUCUGGACAAGUAAAUCUUGAAAUUGCCAAAAAGCAAAACAAGAUUUGUAAUGAGUCAGGAUCUGAAAAAUUUAUCAAGUGUGAAGAUGAAAUUUCUGAUCUUGGUUAUUUUGAUCCUUUAGCAAGUUUACGUGAUAAAGCAAACAGCAUACAAAAUACAUCAGGAUUUGAUAUUGAUUAUAUGAGUUCUUGCAGUAGUGAUGACAGUGAGUCUGAAGUAGAGGAUCAAAAGUUGGCAUUAUCCUCAACAAGUUUGAAAACAAGUUCUAUUAAUGAGGGCAAAGUUCUUGGUAAAACCUCAGAAGAGUCAGAGCAAAAAAAGAAAGACUUGAUCACAGACGCAUCUGAAGUUUUGCAUUUAACAAACAGUUUAAGGUCUUCAGAUGAUGACUUUGAGACUUCACAGGUAACAACACCAGGCAGAAAGAGAAAAGCUUGUUUAAAGACAAGUGGAAGUGGUAAACAAGAAAAAAGGAAAAAAAUUAUCAAAACAAAAAGUGAGAAAGUGGAGAAAUCAUCCCAAAAGAGCAAAAGUAAGCAAUUAUCUACGCCAAAACACGAAAGUAAAGAUGGUGUUGUGGAAAGAUUGAAAGUAAUGAAAACAGAUGUUAUAAAAACAGAAAUUAAUAAGGGUAGACAGAAUCUAUUGAAACAUCUGGAUGAAUCUGAUGUAGCAUCUGUGUUGAUGGUGAUGGAGGGCAAAAAGAAGGGGGACAGCUCUGAGGCAGGUCCAUCAGGGUCACUCAAUGAGUCCAGUUUGUCUGAUGAAGAGAGCACCAUGGAUAGCAGUGAGGAUGAGGGAGGCUGGGAAGAUGUACAAGAUGACCCAUCUCAGCGUUCACCUAAGAAGAAUCAGCUGCCUGAAGGAGGUGUUGAAAUCACAAUAGAUGCUCCUGAACUUUUCAAAAAAAGGAAAAAGAAACAGUUUGACUGGAAGCAAUACGUACAGCGUCAAAUCAACAGAUUUCAGAAGGGUGUACGGGAAGAUAUUCACAAGGUUCACUUGAUGUGCCUACUUGUAAGAGGUAUGUACCUGAACAGAUUGUGUAACUGCCCACAUCUGACAGCCCAAGCGAUAUCCAUCACCCCUGAUGAGUUUAGCAGCCGUCACCCUAAUAGCAUCACCAUGGCAACGCUGUCUAAAAUGGUCGAAUGGUUCAAGUCAGUGAUUGCUAUCAAUGAAGGACAGUCUGAAAAAGAGGAAAUGGCACAUGUAUUACAAAAGGACUUUGAAGAGAAGAGGACAAACAAUCUAUUUGAGUUUGUACUACUGUUUAUCAUUCUACUUCGGAGUAUGGGUCUGGAAGUACGUCUUGUGAUGUCUCUGCAGCCAUUGUCCUCAAAACCUGUGAAGGAUGAGGCUUCAUCAAAGUUGAAGAGAAAGUCAUCAUCAAAUGGGAAAAGUUCAACUGCCGCUAAACCUGCUAAAAAAUCUGAGGUGAAGGCUGGGGAACACAAUGGAGAAAGCAAUUCACAGACUAAAAAACUACAACAGAAAAAAGGCACAAAGACAACAAAAGGAAAAACUUCCAAAUAUUUCAAUAGUUCAGAUGGUGAAAUGAAAGUUGUGAAAUUGAAAGGUAAAGCAAAUGCAAGGAAAACAGAUCUCAAGGAACAGGGUUGUGAUUUAAAAGAUGUAUCGGAAAAAUAUAAAAUGAAAAGUAGAAGUUUGAGGUCACGAGGUUCAAAGGUCAAACCAUCAAGUUACAAGCAGGGUAGUGAUGAGGAGGAAGAGGAGACUGACUCUGAUGAAAGUUUCAUACCAGUUAGUGACACUGAGAAUGAUGAUUCAGUAAAGCCGAAGAUCAAAAGGAAAACCAAACAAGUACAGAAAGGCAGGAAAUGUAAAGAAGUUAGGUCAGCUGAAUCAAAUAGCAGUGACAAUGAAAGUGACUUUGAACCGGAUCAGACACAAUUCCGUAGUCCUCUGACGACAAAGAAACCUUUGAAAAACAACAGAAAAGUUUUGUCUUCCGACUCUGAUGAGACCAAUAGUGGUAACACAGCUAGAUCAGGUUGUGACCAGUGGGUGGAAGUUUACUUGAAGACAGAGAAGAAGUGGAUAUGUGUGAAUUUCAUCAAAUGGGAACUCAAUGCACCAUACGCUAUAGAAAGUCAUGCAACUCAACCAGUUCAUUAUGUUCUAGCACAUGAUAAUAAGGGUCAUAUAAAGGACGUGACAGCAAGGUAUGCAGCCAAUUGGCUGACCGACACCCGUAAACUAAGGGCAGACCCCGAUUGGAUAGAGGAGAUGUAUGCCCCAUUCUUAGACCCUGAUACAGAAGCUGGAGAGAAGGAGGACACAGCCAUUAAAGAUACUUUGAUCAGACGUCCGAUGCCGACAAGUGUUGGGGCUUUUAAGGGACAUCCUUUGUAUGCCCUGAAACGUCACCUGCUUAAGUUUGAAGCUAUCUACCCAAAUUCUGCUGUACCACUUGGGUUUAUUCGGGGAGAGCCUGUAUAUGCACGGGACUGUGUUCAUGUUUUACACUCCAGAGAAAAUUGGCUCAAAGAAGGACGAGCCGUCAGGCUGGGCGAGGAGUCCUACAAAAUGGUAAAGUCCAGACCCAAAUGGAAUCGGCCAAAGGAAAAUCCAGAUGCACUUGACCUUGAACUAUUUGGAGAAUGGCAAACAGAAGAUUACAUUCCACCACCUGCUGUUGAUGGUAAGGUUCCACGGAAUGAAUAUGGUAAUGUGGAACUCUUCAAGCCCAGCAUGUUACCAGCAGGAACAGUGUAUUUGAAAGUACCUGGAUUAAACAAAGUUGCGAAAAAACUUGGUGUGGACUGUGUGCCAGCCAUGUUGGGAUGGGACACUCACUGCGGCUUCUCCCACCCAGUACUUGAGGGGUUUGUGGUGUGCGAGGAAUAUAAAGAUAUCCUACUGGCAGCUUGGGAUGAGGAUCAGGAAAUUCAGCGCCAGAAGGAGGCUGAGAAAAAGGAGAAGCGGGUGAUAGCCAACUGGAAACUGCUGACCAAAGGCCUCCUGAUUAAGGACAAACUGAAAGCAAGAUUUGACCUUCAAACAAAAGAAAGUUCAGAGAUCCAAUUGGAAAAAUGUGAUGAUCCUACCGCUGUCAAAGCUGGAGACUUUGAAAAAUCCUGGCCACAGAAUAGGGAAAGCAAGAAAAAGAGAAAGAAAAAGUAUGGCGAAGCAGAAGUGAUCUGAUGUCAAAAUAUUGUCUCACUGGAGUGAUCUGAUGUCAAAAUAUUGUUGGAUUGGAGUGAUCUGAUGUCAAAAUAUUGUCUCACUGGAGUGAUCUGAUGUCAAAAUAUUGUUGGAUUGGAAUGAUCUGAUGUCAAAAUAUUGUUGGAUUGGAGUGAUCUGAUAUCAAAUUAAUGGCACACUUGAGAGAUCUGACAUCAAAUUCAUGGCACGCUGGAGUGAUCUGAUGUCAAAAUAUUGUCACACUGGAGUGAUCUGACAGAGAAUGUCCUAUUGAAGUGUUCUGAUGUCUAAACAAUAUAACAUUGGAGUUAUCUGAUAUCUAAAUGUUGCAAUUGAGUGAUCUGAUAUCACACCAUGGCAUUGCAGUGAUCUGACAUCAAAUAAAAAUUGAGUUAUUUAACAUCAAACUGUAAUACUGGAGUGGUCUGACAUCACACCAGGACAUUGCAGUGAUCUGACAUUAAAUAAGAAUUGAGUGAUCUAACAUGGGAGUGGUCUGGCAUCACUAUCAUGUCACUUCUGACAUUUUGUGAAAUGUGCACCAUAUUGUUGUUUGUUGCAUGUGAGAUGUUUACUUUUGGUGCUAAGUUGUUGUAAUGUGCAAAAUUGUCUUUUUAGAAGUUUGGU
Ylistrum balloti is the source of this 4137-nucleotide messenger RNA. Its product is annotated as DNA repair protein complementing XP-C cells-like. The record is from RefSeq and is a predicted model, not a curated record. NCBI's taxonomy places the organism in Eukaryota, Metazoa, Mollusca, Bivalvia, Pectinida, Pectinidae. Gene Ontology annotation, molecular function: single-stranded DNA binding; damaged DNA binding. Bases 1 to 3510 code for a protein of 1169 amino acids. Gene Ontology annotation, cellular component: nucleotide-excision repair factor 2 complex; cytoplasm; XPC complex. Gene Ontology annotation, biological process: mismatch repair; nucleotide-excision repair. The transcript has 21 exons.